AUGGAUGCGAUGGAGCCUCAGCCUGCCUUGAAUAUUCGUCACCGAUUAGAGGCACUCCUCACGAACUCAGCUAGGCUGAUCAUCAACUUGACGAUCCUCCUUCUCACAUCGCCUCUACCAACGAACCAUAUUCACAGCUAUGUCAUCUACUAUUUCUUCAGCCCUCUCGAAAGGGAGAAUCGGAUGAUGGAGAUCUUCGAUGGCGCCUAUCUUACGAUCCGAAGGCUACAGUGUAUCGCUGCAAUAGCUUUCUGGUCCUCCAUCGUCUGCUGCUAUCUGUACACGGUCAAUCGACUCCCUAGAGUCCUGGAGCCUUGGGCUAGGUGUGGAAAGAUCCUCUUGAGAUUGUUCGCGCUGGCGAUGAGGUUGAACAUCCUCUUGGCGGUGGUGAAUUUCUAUGGUAUCGAGGUUUCACGGUAUCGGCGGGACUACUUAAAGUGGGAACUAAUGACCCUGGCGCAGCUCUUGGCAAAUUGUGUGGUGACAGUCGUUGAUCAGGUGGGCUAG
Molecule: messenger RNA, 507 nt
Organism: Bacidia gigantensis
Lineage: Eukaryota; Fungi; Ascomycota; Lecanoromycetes; Lecanorales; Ramalinaceae
Exons: 1
Coding region: 1-507 (168 amino acids)
Source: RefSeq, a predicted model, not a curated record